AUGGUACAGCGAGCCGCAUGCAGCAUCGAGGCGAGCACAUUCUCCAAUGGUGUGCGGAUCAGCGACCGGGAAGGAAGAACAUCGGACGUUGUCCCGACGGAAGUGCCGUUCUUAGGCCAGGAGACGCGCAACGUCCACGACGUGGCAGGACGUGGCAACGCGAGAUUCUCCCUGUUCAAGUGGUUCAAACGGUCCGGUAAUCGAGAGUCCACCAGGGAGAAGAGGCGGGAGACCAUCGGAGACAAAUACCGAGAGACAAAUGAGAACGGCCGGCAACGAAGCGUCUCGUCGAGCACCGAGAGCGUAGACACGUUUUACAGUACGACCACGGUUCGCAGUUUCGCCUUUCACGCUGGUACCUUGAGCGAAUGCAAUGGAUUAUCGUUGGACAUACUAGAGCAAGCGGCCGAAGUUGGCCCGUUCGCGGCUGGAGCCUCGAAGGUUACAACAAAGGUUGGCAACAAAGAGAACAAGCUGGCGGGUGUUACUUGCACGUUGCCGGCGAACGCUCACUGUCACAGAAGAAGAAACAUAUCCGCCAGAUAUUCGCUGCAACCGUCGACUACCUUCAUCUCUUACGGAAAUUUACCGCUUUACGAUCAACGGCUGUUGCAAUCGUUCAAGAGACGAUCGUUGGACGAUCCGAAAGCUCGUUACAGCGUGAACUCCACCUGCAGGGGUGUACACGUGAAAGGGAAACGACGAGCGCCGAAUCCACCGGUCGUUUCGAUCAAAGCAACGGAGGUAGAUGCACGGGAAACAGCGAGGAGCAGCAGCAGGCGAAAGCGACGCGCGCCGAAACCACCGGAGAGGACUGUCGAUAGCAGUAAUUCGUUUGAGAAAACGUGCGAUGAACAGAUCACCGAUGGCGGGAUGGACGUUGAAACGCGAGCAGACAUCGCCGAGGACGUGCAAACUCUGAGCAACGACACGCUGGUCCUUCAAGGGGGCGUUCUGCUGCCGAAAAGGGAAUUGAAACGAGGCACGAGGGAGAAGAACGCGAGGGAUACGAGCACUGGCUCGUCGGACAUCGCCGUUCUUCACGAGACGAACCAGACUGUGGCGCCUGGCAUUGGAACUCUGAACACAGCCAUGCCACGACCUUGGUACAAACGGAGCGUCUUCGAACAUUCUCGAGAUUCCGGGACGUCGAGGAGGGGCGAUGUCCUCCGAGGGCAAACAAGCUCGACGAUCGAACUAAAAGAAGAAUGCGCUGCCACGAACACGUCCUCUCCCACGGGCUACUCCCACCUGGACGGGUCUUUGUCUAGGCUGAGCUUCUUUCAUCGGGGCGGGCAAGCGGAGGAGAGAAAACGCGAAGCGAAACGAAGAUCCGGCCUGUCGAUUCUGACGAAUAUCAGCGAGCUUGACAAAGAAGCCGCAGCGAUCGUUCAAGAGGAACAGGCACGAGCGAGAGCCUCGAUGCUGUUGAAAUCGUCGAGAUUCGUGGACUCAUUCGAGAAAAGGAACGAGAUGAACGAGGAGCUCGUUCAAGACAUCGUCACGUCGGCGAUGGAAAGUUCGUCGCCCAGGCGUGGCACGCGGGCUCUGAUUUCCAAGUUCAACGCCAUCAGCAACAUCACCAAGGUCACGGUGAACGCCAAUUUCUUCGCAAAGAGAGACGCAACCAGAGAUUCGCCGCAGCCGGCGAAAUUUGAGCGAGACGUGGUGAGGAACGCGAAGGCCUUCGAGCAUGCCAACGAUUGGAGGGACUAUUCGAUAUCUUCCGUUCAAUCCACCAGUGGACAACAAGCCAGUCAUAUUGACAAAGAUAUAUCCAAGUACUUCCCGCAACAGCAACAGAAGACAGCUAGAAAUCGAUCGGAGAUGGGUGCGAAGGCCAGUUCGGCCAAGGAGCAGAACGAUCGGCUGGCCAAUGAAACUUCCAACAGAAUAUCGUUCUUGCAGAGCCAAUUGGCUACGAAUCGAAUGAACGAUCAGGCGGCUCGGGGGCAUAGCGCAGUGGCUGUAAUAGAGGAGAAAAUUCGAUGCAGACAGACGAAAGCCUCGGACGAAAGGAGAGAGAAGGAAAGAAAAGCGAGUAACGAGGAUCAACGGAGAUCCUUGUUUGCUGGUGGCUCUGUGGAAACUAAAGAACGGGCAGCAUCGGACAUCUUUGAGGAACCAAAGAAGCUGGACAAGCGACGUAUCGAUGGUGUUCAAAAAGAGUUCUCGGAUAUAUUCGACGAGAUCGACAAGCAACUACGUAUGAAAGAUUUGAAAUUUAUUGAUCGCGGGACGGCCCGCGCGAAUAACGCCACAGACAAUAAUCAGAAAAAUAAAGUUCUCGAGGAGGAGGAAGCCGGAAUAUCAAGUAAGGUAACUAAAGUGCUCGAUAUCCUGGUGGAAGCGGAGAAAGACGCUAAGACAAAGAGCGGCGCGCUGUCAGAAAAAUCGAUACCCGCCGAGGAUGCCUCUCGCCCGACCGAUCAGAACGUGAAAACGAAAUCGGCUAAGACUAGGUCGCCGUUAUUGAACACCAUCGAGGAUCCAAUUACAACGGAUUUAAAGGAGAUGUUGAAGGAAAUGAAACACUCGUUACCAAAGCGUUCGAAGCCCGGGAAGAUUGUGACACGUAACACCGACGUGACUGAGGAACUGGCUCUGGAGAAAGAGGCGGCGGCUGCCCCUAGCAAGACUACGUAUUUCGUUUCCGCUGUAACGAACGUCGAGAAUAUAGCGUUACAAAACGAUUACGAGCUGGACAAACAGAAGGUGUCGUGUUCUGUGCAAACCAGUGGAAAUGUACGACGAUUGAAUCAGCCAUCUACGUCUGCGGAACAACCGUCCACCUCGCGAUGGAAGCAAGAAGAUAUCCUCUAUAAAACGUCCGGCGAGAGCGUAGAUGAUUCUGAACUGGUGAAAAAUACGUUUCAGCUGAUAAGACCGCGGGAUUUCGCUGAGAUCGAGACGACAAAAACGACGAGGACAUCCGCGUUCAACGAAAACACUUACGCCAAUGUGAUCGAGCAAUCGAUCUACGCGAACGCGCGUGUCCCACCCUCGCCCAAACAACUUACUCGCUCCUCGCGAAAUAGCGUUACGAAAAUUGAUAGUACCGGCAAAGUGUCGAAAACACGGCCGACACUUGAACAGAAAUUCGCUGUGAAAGAAGACGCGUACGAGAGUAGCGAAGAAGAUGACAAUUUAGGGAAAAAGAAGAAUAUGAACACACUGGCCAUAAACCGAUUACUGAGAAAGUUAGAGGCGGCAAUUGCAUCUGGUUACCAUCAACAAGCAGCUGGUUUGGCGAAGGAGCUAGCCCGGCUUAAGAUCCAUUGUUCCGUGAUUCGACAACGAUCAGGCUAUCUCAAAGAUCGGUUGAUUAAAGUCAAUAUGUACAUUGAAGACAAGCUUGCCCACAAGGGGCCGAUACCUCUUCAGCUGCCGAGCAGAAUGACGGUGGCCGAGUUGAAAGAGAAGAUACACAUGGAAUUCGAGAUACCGACGAGCGUGCAGCGAUGGAUUAUUGGCAAAACUUUAGCGAAUCGCGAUGAGGCGACUAUCAACGAAUUACAAACUGUCAAUGGCUCACCGGUAUUUUUAUAUCUCGUUGCUCCAGGUAACAGUUAUAAUGGUGAAUUCAAUAGAUUGAUUGCUCGCACAGUAUUAAAACCUGAAAAUGUGAUGCAAGUAGGAAAAUCUGGAAAGAAAGUGUCAAAUACGACAGACGACGGUGUAAACGAUGAUACGUCUACGGAAGUUGUGCAGAUUGUGGAAGAAGGUCACGUAGAAGUUGAAGAAGAACCUCAGAACUUGCAGGAGACAAAAGAGAGUGCGACAGUGGAGGUGAAGAUGGACAGGUACGAGGAAUUAAUUUCUUUAGAAAACUGCGACGUCAUACCGAACUCCGAACCGAUCGAAUGUCCCGUAUGCUUCGUUACAUACGGCCCUCGCGAAGGAGUGAUUUUAAGGGAUUGCUUGCAUAUGUUCUGCAGAUCGUGUAUUGCCAAUACGAUUCGAUACUGCGAAGAAGCCGAAGUGAAAUGUCCUUACAGAGACUCGCAAUACACCUGUGAAUCCACUCUCCAAGAACGUGAAAUUAAAGCACUCGUCGAACCUGAGGUCUACCAGCAACAUUUAGCGAAAUCGAUCGCUCAAGCGGAAAAUAAUGCUGGGAAUAACGCGUUCCACUGUAAAACCCCAGACUGUCCUGGUUGGUGCAUCUACGACGACGAUGUGAACAAUUUCCUUUGCCCUGUAUGCAAUGCAAACAAUUGUCUUACUUGCCAGGCCAUUCACGCUGGCAAAAAUUGCAAGCAGUACCAACAAGAGCUAAGAUUAUCGAAAGAAACGGAUCAAGAAUCGCGAAGAACUGCGGAGAUGCUCGAGGAAAUGGUGGACAAAGGUGAGGCACUCGCGUGUCCCACCUGUGCAGUUGUUUUAAUGAAGAAAUGGGGUUGCGAUUGGUUACGCUGUUCAAUGUGCAAAACUGAAAUAUGCUGGGUAACGAGAGGCCCGCGUUGGGGCCCAGGAGUGAGUAACCGAUACGUAAUAAUGUCGAUAUUGAAAUAUUAAUACGUGUAAUAACAAUUUGAUAAUUUGAUAAUUCCUUUAUUGAUCGUAUUUUGGCUGUUCGCAGGGAAAGGGGGACACAUCCGGAGGCUGUAGAUGCGGAGAGAAUGGAGUCAAGUGCCAUCCCCGUUGCAAUUACUGUCACUGA
Messenger RNA from Heterotrigona itama, 4663 nucleotides. NCBI's taxonomy places the organism in Eukaryota, Metazoa, Arthropoda, Insecta, Hymenoptera, Apidae. The record is from the annotation of a GenBank genome assembly.